AUGUUGCGGCGGGCGCCCGUGCGCCUCUUCUCGCGCGACACGCUCCAUGGGCACACGAAGCAGUGGCUGCAGAGGCAGUCGAAGGACAGGUGGGUGGCGAGGGCCCACGAGCAGGAGUACAGGUCCAGGUCGGCCUACAAGCUGAAGCAGCUGGACACCAAGUUCUCGUUCCUGAAGAAGAACGGUGUCAUCUCGAAUGACCUCGGCUGCUUUGCUGGGGGCUGGUCGCAGGUGGCGCUGCAGCGCACGGGCGUCGGCCAGGGGCGGGGCACGGGCGCGGUGAUAGGCGUGGACAAAGUCAGGAUGGAGCCGCUGGGGCAGCACCAGUUCGUGCUUGGCGACGUGACCGAGCCAGCCACCUUGAAGCAGGUACAAAGCCCCUGUGCAAGGGAAGCGCGCCGACGUGGUGCUGUCCGACAUGGCCCCCAAGAUGUCCGGGCGCAAGACGGAUGA
Molecule: messenger RNA, 453 nt
Organism: Prorocentrum cordatum
Lineage: Eukaryota; Dinophyceae; Prorocentrales; Prorocentraceae
Source: the annotation of a GenBank genome assembly